Pisolithus orientalis is the source of this 1275-nucleotide messenger RNA. RefSeq lists its product as uncharacterized. The record is from RefSeq and is a predicted model, not a curated record. The transcript has 3 exons. Gene Ontology annotation, molecular function: protein binding. Lineage: Eukaryota; Fungi; Basidiomycota; Agaricomycetes; Boletales; Pisolithaceae. The coding region runs from base 169 to 882 and encodes 237 amino acids.
UCGCGCUCAACGUUUCAAAUGGUGGCUCGCCAACAAUGCCAACUCUCACAGCUUCUCGUUCGUUGGUGUUAGCAGUCAUUCGUCUGAUGAUUCUACAGGACGGAGUGCUGAUUGCUCUAUCGGCUUGCGUCCCCUACCACCCAGCUGGACAUACCCGAGCUUCCGCCCAUGGCUGAGGUUCGGGACCGUAACCGCGUCCUAAUAUCUACGGGCGGCGAAGCCGCUCGGAGGGAGUCCUUUGCUAGCAUGACGAGCAAUGGCAGUAACGGUAGUGGACAGUAUCUCAUCACCGCAACAGACCACAGUGGUGAUGCCGGAGCUCUCUCCCCCAUGUCCGUCCGUCCGUUCACACCUUCUGAGACCUUCUCCUUCCCGAAGCCUCCACUACCGUCGUCGUCCACCGCAAUAUCGGCUCGUCAGGGGGUUGGCUCACCUAGCGCGUCAACAGCAACGCUCGUCCAGCUCAGCCUGCCACCCCUAGUAUUCCACCGUGAGCUGGCGUCGCCUCCUUCUCCAAUUAGCAACACUGCAGCCGGCCUUCCAUCCGUGCCUGUGAUUGUCGUGAAUCCAUUCGAGGACCCAGUGCCAGCCUUCUCUGACACAGAAACAAUACGCCGUCCGUUCACGCCAAAUAUGGAGGAUGAACUCCUUGUAUCACUCGGAGAUGUCGUACGGAUCUUCCAGGUCUUCGAUGAUGGAUGGGCCUUGGUGGAGAGGAUCAGCGUCAAUGCCGUCGUGGCUGGAAACCCUCACAGCCAGCAGCGACGAGGCUUGAUCCCAGUGGACUGUUUCAGAGAGACGGGACAGGAAUUACCCCACUUCCUUGCACAAAAGAGGUUGAGCGAUUAUGCGACUCCACACGGGAUACAGGCUGCUUUUUAAGAUUUGUUUUGUGCGAGACCGCGUGUGUGAAUGCUACAUAGAGUUCGUUUACUGCACACGUUGCUCAUUUUGCUCGUGGAUGUGGAGAAGUCUGCACGUCUGUCAUAUACCCACCUUUUCCUUGUUGUCGCCCGUUCUUUUCUGUUACUCUUUGCUUAGAGGAAGAACUACUGUUCUCUAUCAUCUGUUUGUAAUCAGUACCAUCAUGGUCAUGGUCCAUGUUUCUGUUGUCCUAACUCCGACGGGCCCGUUCAAUUUCCCUCAGAGUCUUUUCCUAUGUUCCUACGUUUUAUUCUUUGCUGGUGCCGCUAUUAUAACGAUCCAGUACUUGGGUUGAUGCCGUUAGCUACUCGUGUAUUAGUCAGCAUGAAAUUUGCGAUCGAUGAUUGGCCG